GGAGACCAGCAAAAAAGUUACAACCCAAACAAGCGAUACGCCAGUAAAUAUUGAAGUUACCCAAUCUAGAAUUAUACCAGUACAAGAAACAUUCGAUAAUAAUUACGAUGGACAGUCCGUCUUGGAUUCGAGCAUUCUUGAAGCAAACGAGCGCGCUAUUCAUGAUGUGGUGUCAGAACCGGACACAUCGUUAGAACCUGAAGAUAUCCGUAUUCAAGCAUUGAAUAAUAUGUUUGAUAUAUGUUCCUGGAUUGCCCACAGACCGAACUAG
Molecule: messenger RNA, 271 nt
Organism: Paraglomus occultum
Lineage: Eukaryota; Fungi; Glomeromycota; Glomeromycetes; Paraglomerales; Paraglomeraceae
Source: the annotation of a GenBank genome assembly